AAUUAAUUUACUCUUCUGAGCAUAUUCAGACUACCACUCACAGCAAGUGGUUACACAUCCAUUUCAUUGUAAAGGAAGAAUGAACUCAGCUGGACGGGUGGAUUCUUGUACAGGUUUAUAUAUUGUCAGGACACAAUCUUUCAAACUUCAUUAAUUUUCCGCUGUUAUACUGAGCCAACUAGUGCGUACUAUAUAAAAAUCCAUCCCGGCAUAUAUAUACUGAGCCAACUAGUUUCGAUGUUUGUUAAUUCUAGCCAGCAAUCGAUGAGUUCAUCAACAGGUGAAAUUACUGAGGAGGAAGCUGGUGUCUGUUCCUCUUUCAGGAUCACAAUCCCCGGUCAGGAAGGAUCCUCUUUGGUUGUGUCCCGCAAAAUGCACAGAGUGCCCCCACAAAUGCGUCUGAACAACCGGACCUCAAACUUUUAUGAUCCCGUAAUUGUUUCAUACGGCCCUUACCAUCAUGGCAAAGACCAACGCCAGGCUGAGGACUUGAAGCGUCAAGCCCUGGACCUGCUCUUUUCAGAGACUGGCAAAAACAAAGCCUUCUUCAUGGCAUAUAUUCUGAGGCGGAUUGAUCGUAUCCGGGAUUGCUAUGUGGGAGUCUCAGGUGAUGUGUAUGAUGACACGGAAUUGGCUGAAAUGAUGCUUGCCGAUGCUUGUUUGAUACUGUACAUCAAUGAUGCCAUGGAUGGUAAUGAUGUAUUCUUUGAUAUGGGUUAUAGGUCUCUUGGAUUUGCAGGUAUGAGAUUGGUUGUCCGUGAUUUAUAUCUCCUCGAGAAUCAGAUACCUUAUUGGAUUAUCCAAUUCUUGGACAGCUUCAGACGUGGAAGAUGCCCGAGUGUGCUUACAUCUCCGCUGCCAGAACCCGUGCACCUUUUGGCGAUCCGGCAUCUAACCCUAUUCAAAAGGAGACAGAAUCAUGAAGUUAGACAACCCAAACCCGAAUUCAUCCAACUCAUCUCCUGGCUCAGAUGGAUAUCAAGGAAUCAGAAAGAAAGCACUACCGGCCACAAUUUGGAAAACUUCAGCUGUCCGCGUCGUUCGGUGAUGGAUCUCAAGGCAAAAGGCAUUCGCUUUGAGUCGAGUUCUGACUUGUUGACAGACAUCAAAUUCGAGUCGUACUGCUUUCAUGGGAAGCUUCAGCUUCCCAGUCGCCAUAUCGCGGACCAUUUCACAUACUUCAAUUCAAACAUGAUUGCGUUCGGAAUGUCUCUAGGUGCUUACACUGAGUUUGCUGUGGCAUCUUAUGUUAACUUCAUGAAAUCGCUCAUUGAAAGCCCCGACGACGUGAAGGAAUUGCAAGAAAAGGGCAUAUUUAGGACCACAUUCAGCAACGAGGAAGUUGUCCAAAUGUUCAAAGAGAUGGAUACUUAUGGACUGGACAAAAGAGAUGCUUUUCUGGAGGUGAAGAUGAGAAUUGAGAAGCACUGCAGCAACAAGGCCAAGACGUGGAUGGCUAAGCUGCUUCAUACUUAUUUUCGGAGCCCUUGGACUGUUCUUGCUCUGUUUGCUGCCAUUUUUGCGCUCGGUCUUGCUUCACUUCAAGGUUACUACGCAAUCCGUCGAGCUAAUAAAUCAUCGCCAUAAGGGAAAAACUUGAUCAUCCUAGUGCCUGGAUUUAAUCUUCUAAAGUGGUCUAGGGGUGUUGUAUGAAAAUAAAGGGAGAAUGUUGGAAACAAUGUGAGUGUUUGGAUUCAUUUUUCCGGUGUUUUGCUGAGAUAGAGACGGAAAAAGUAAAGAUAAAUAAGUUUGUGUUGGAAAUAAUGUAUGCUUUUGGAAAGUGGAUAACAGGCAA
Sesamum indicum (sesame) is the source of this 1795-nucleotide messenger RNA. Lineage: Eukaryota; Viridiplantae; Streptophyta; Magnoliopsida; Lamiales; Pedaliaceae. The record is from RefSeq and is a predicted model, not a curated record.